Molecule: messenger RNA, 1281 nt
Organism: Colletotrichum paranaense
Lineage: Eukaryota; Fungi; Ascomycota; Sordariomycetes; Glomerellales; Glomerellaceae
Exons: 4
Coding region: 1-1281 (426 amino acids)
Biological process (GO): DNA-templated transcription
Cellular component (GO): nucleus
Molecular function (GO): DNA binding; zinc ion binding
Source: RefSeq, a predicted model, not a curated record
AUGACUCGAUCCUGUACCAAGGCGAGACCAAAGUUAGCAACACGGCAAGAUUAUGACGACUUGCUAACAACACACUUGUUCGCCACGCUAGAACUCCUCGACCUUGGAAUAGAGAUGGUAGUUGAUGGAUACUUGAGAUCGAUCCACGAAUGGAUUCCAAUCAUUCACCCACUCGGCUUGAGAAGACAAGCAGCGUCAUUACAGAGCACGCCAUCUGCCGAGCUCGCUAGUCUUAUCUUACACAUUUUGCUGAUCACCCCGGUGAUACCCUCUGCUUUGGCGCCAUACAACGAACCUCUCUUACCGUCGCUGUAUGACAAUUGCAAGUUGGCAUUCAUACUGUUACAGAAAUAUUGGAGGGGCCACUUGCAAACCAUCCAGUCAGGCCUGCUACUCGCCAUAUACGAGCAGGGUCGAGGCUUCGUGUCUGAUGCGUAUGCCACGUUGGCGAUAUGUGCCAGUCUUGGCCAUGUAACCGGCCUAUACCAAUCUUUGAAUCCUGCUACGGUGUUCAAUGAGGAGAAGAUGCGUGUAUGGUGGGCUAUAUUCUUUCUCGAUAGGCUUGACACUUAUUCUACUGGGAACUCUGAACGAGCACCACUUGUCCGCGAUGCUCGACUCGGCGCGAUGCUUCCCAGAGAGGAUGACGCAUGGAGUCAAGACCUCGAUAUCAGUGGCCCGUUUCAGCCGCUUGUAUUUUCUGCAGACGAUGUUCAGACCUACGGGGUCUUCGCCAGCGAAAUCCAGGCGCUCUAUGCGCUACAGAGUGUCAUGCAGCGCACCAGAGAUCCGUCCGUCGAGCUUGAGACACUACUUGACCACGAAUCGUGGAAGCUCGACAUGCUGAUACAAAGGAAAAUCCGAGAAACCCUGACCAUAAGCUGGAGGCGGCUUGAGCACCAGUACACAGUGGUCACUGUGUAUCUCUUGCAAAGGCUGGCGUGUAAUGAUCAAAAACUUCCUCUAUUUGUCAAGGAAUCGUCCAUCGCAGCACUUGAAAUGGCCCUUACUAUUGCUCAUGAUCUGAUGCGUACGGAAAAGACUGCGGACAUUCUCAAACUCGACAGGAUGCCUCUUACUGCAGUCAUUCUAUACAAGAAGGUCGGCUUAGCAGCAAUUCUACUAGGAAAACAUUACGAUCGUGACACCGAGACUCUGUUACGAGAGGUGAUUCAGAUGCUUUCGGAACGAAUUUCAAGAAGGUGGAAAAUUGCCCUUCAAAUCGCAUCUCAACUCCGCGAAGCCUUUCCUAUGUACAAGGACGUAGACAUGGCCUCGUAA